Pollicipes pollicipes is the source of this 3141-nucleotide messenger RNA. Its product is annotated as PAX-interacting protein 1. The record is from RefSeq and is a predicted model, not a curated record. Gene Ontology annotation, cellular component: MLL3/4 complex. Bases 109 to 2670 code for a protein of 853 amino acids. The transcript has 14 exons. Lineage: Eukaryota; Metazoa; Arthropoda; Thecostraca; Pollicipedomorpha; Pollicipedidae.
CCCGGCCAGCAGCAGCGGCUGGGCUGGCGCGAGGAUCACAUCGUGCAGGUGCACCAGCAGCGGCUGGUCAGCCUGGACUCGCAGCAGCGAGUGCAGUACCUGGAGCGCAUGGACCCACAGCACCGCAGCAUCCUCAUAAAUCACUUCCAGUUCCGGCAGCGCUCACUCCAGCAGCAGCAGCAGCAACAGCAGCAGCAACAGCAGCAACAGCAGCAACAGCAGUGGCAGGCGCGCCCGGGACUGGCGCAGGGUCAGCAGCCGGGGCUGGGCCCGCAGGUGCAGCAGCUGCAGCGGCCGCCGCACCCCAUCCAGCAGAUCCAGGGCGUGGUGCGUCCCGUGCGGCAGGGUAUGCCGAUGCCGGUGCCGGUGGGGCAGCCUCAGACGCCGCGCAUGGUCACGCAGAUCGCGCGGCCGCCGGCCCCCGCCCAGCAGAUCAUCCAGCAGGUGCGACCGGCGCAAAUGCCGUCCGACUCGCAGGAGCCCAUCCAGCAGCAGGUGCAGCAGAACCUGGAGAAAAUCCGCCAGACGAUGGCCGCUCAGCAGCAGCAGCAGCAGCAGCAGCAACAGCAGCAACAGCAGGCCGUGGCCGGACAGCAGAUGCGCCAACCGCUGCAGCAGCAGCAGCCGUCCGUGCUGGGCAUGCAGCAGCAGCUGGUGCAGCGUCAGCAAGCGACUGUUCAGGGCGUCCAGCAGCUUAUGCAGCGACAGCAGAGCGUGCCACAGUCAGUGGCGGCCGGCGUGCCACAGCAGCUGCUGCUGCGGCAGCAGAGCGACCCUGGCCAGCUGCAGCCGGGCCAGCGGCUGGUGCAGGUCGGCGGCCAGCAGGUGGUGCUGCCGCACGGCCAGGCGCUGACGCCCGAGAUGCGACAGCAGAUCCUGAACAACCAGCAGAACCUGGUGCAGCCCAAGACGAAGACGGCGCUGGCGAACCUGCUCAACAACCGGCUGUCGAGCGGGCCGAUGAGCGGCUCCUCCACUCCGGAGACGCCGGGCACGCCGGUGCUGACCACGCCGCCGCAGAGCGUGCAGACGACGCCGACCGAGCCGCGCGCGCCGCCGGCCGCCGGCCAGAACGUGACGGCGGACCCGGCAGCCAAGAUGGCGGUGCUCCAGCAGGCCGGCUUGACGACGGCGCCGGUCGGCCAGCCGCCGCAGGCCGCCUACCGGCUGGGCGUCAGCCCGCAAAAGCCGGGCCAGCAGCCGGCCGUCCGCGUCCAGUACUACGGCCACGACCCCACCCUCAACCUGCCGCCCGACCUGUGCCUGCUGGGCUGUGUGUUCCUGCUGGUGGACUACCAGCACUGCACGCCCGUGGACGAGCUCAAGUCCUGGUGCAAGGUGAUCAGCCAGUACGGCGGCGAGGUGGAGCAGACGUACAGCGGCCGCGUCACGCACAUCCUCUGCCUGCAGCUCAAGAACGCCAUCGUGCAGACGGCCAUGCGGGACAACAAGCGCUGUGUGACGGCCUACUGGCUCAACGACAUCAUCCUGCAGCACAAGGUGACGCCGCCGUGGCAGGCGCUCCAUCUGCCCGUCUCGUACAGUGACGCUGACAAGCCGGGCAAAAACCUCAUCAUUACUAUAUCGGGCUUCGAGGACAAGGAGCGUCGCCGCGUGAAGCACAUGGUGGAGGCGUGCGGUGCCAAGUACACGGGCUACUUCACGCGGCACAAUACCACGCUCAUCUGUCGCAAACCGGAGGGUCCCAAGUACGCCAAGAGUCGCGAGUGGAAGACGCCGGCGGUGAAUCUGCAGUGGCUGAACGAGUUGCUGCUGGGCAACCAAAGCGUGGUUCAGCUGGCCGCCCACCAGAAGUACCAGCAGUUCAGUCUGGAGGAGCCGUUCCGCAUCGACUACAACCUGGUGCCGCACCUGAUGGCCGCCUGGAAGGCGCCCAUCAUAGUGACGCGCGAGAUCUGGAGCCGCUUCAAGGAGAACCCGCCGCCGCGCAACAAGCGCAAGCUGCAGGAGAUCGAGGCGGACCGGGCCACCAAGAAGACGACGCUGUCACCGAACCUGGCCGAUCCGGGCGUGCCGCCGCCGCCGGCCGACCCGGAAAACGGCCCGCCGCGUGUGCUGCUGUCGGCCUGCUCGACGCCCGGUCUGGCCGACACGGUGCGCCGGCUGGGCGGCACGCUGGCGAGCGGCGCCGCCGAAGCCACGCACCUGGUGAUGGCGCGUCUACAGCGCACCGUCAAGUUCCUCUCGGCGCUGGCUGGCUGCUCGCUGAUCGUCUCCCAGCGCUGGCUGGAGGAGAGCGGUCGCCAGGGUCGCUUCCUGCCCGAGCAGCCGUUCCUGCUGGCCGACGCCGAGUUCGAGAAGCGAUUUAACUUCUCGCUAGCCGCCACGCUCGCGAAGACAGACCGGUGUGCCCUGUUCAAGGGCAUGAGCUUCCACAUCACCCCAGGCGUGGUGCCGAGCCGACGGGCGCUGACCGAGAUCAUCCAGUGCUCGGGCGGCACAGUCGAGGAGCGACGCCGCCCACUCAAGGCGCUCAAGGAGCCACGCCUCCAGAACCACUACGUCAUCACGUGCGAGACGGACCUGCACCUGGUGGAGGAUAUUUUCAAGGCGGGACUGCCCAUCUACAGCGCCGAGUUCGUGCUGAGCGCCGUGCUGCGGCAAAUGAUAGACUACACGCGCUCCUGCUACGUCCGACCGCAGCAGUAGGCGUCCCACCUUGUCCCGGGUGUGACGCGCGGCGCUGCGGACCGUCGCAGCGGGCGGGCCCGUCGCGCCGUGACGCGGGCUUGUGCUGCGCCACGCUGGGCCACAGGUCGCGGCAGCGCUGUGCGGUGAUGCUUUACGCCUCAGUGGGUCGGCGGACGCGUCCGGCAGGGUCUGCGGCUGGGCUCAAACACCGGUGGCUGGCCGGUGCGGCGCUGAGCUCCGCCGCUGUCGGCCGGAGCGGGACGGGUCGGGGCUCGCCGGCGCGGUCGGCGGCCGUCUGUCGGCACCACGCCGCUGCUGUUCGGCUGUGGCCAGUGCGAAUACUUCCGACUGUUCUGUGGGCAGACAGACACGUCCGAAAGCGGUUUAGGUUGCAGCUUGCUUAAGUUUGUCAUGUUUUAUGGGCGUCGCGUUUUUACGAAAUGUCUGGGCUUAGUUGGUCAGCUUCUCUUCUGAUCAUGAAGAUCAGAA